Messenger RNA from Spea bombifrons (plains spadefoot toad), 2733 nucleotides. RefSeq names its product frizzled class receptor 8 (gene FZD8). Gene Ontology annotation, biological process: non-canonical Wnt signaling pathway; canonical Wnt signaling pathway. Gene Ontology annotation, molecular function: Wnt receptor activity; Wnt-protein binding. Gene Ontology annotation, cellular component: plasma membrane. The transcript has a single exon. The record is from RefSeq and is a predicted model, not a curated record. NCBI's taxonomy places the organism in Eukaryota, Metazoa, Chordata, Amphibia, Anura, Pelobatidae. Bases 1 to 1752 code for a protein of 583 amino acids.
AUGGAGAGCUGUUACCUGCUGUACCUGCUGCUGGGGGUCGUCUUCAGCAAGGUGCCCCAAACUCGUGGAGCAGCUGCCAAGGAGUUGACCUGCCAGGAGAUUACCGUGCCCCUCUGCAAGGGCAUCGGCUACAACUACACCUACAUGCCUAACCAGUUUAACCACGACACCCAGGAUGAGGCUGGCCUGGAGGUCCACCAGUUUUGGCCGUUGGUGGAGAUCCAUUGCUCCCCAGAUCUGAAGUUCUUUCUGUGCAGCAUGUACACCCCGAUCUGCCUGGAGGACUACAAGAAGCCCCUGCCACCCUGCCGGGGUGUGUGCGAGAGGGCAAGGGCAGGCUGUGCCCCUCUCAUGCGUCAGUACGGCUUUGCCUGGCCGGAUCGGAUGCGAUGUGACCGGCUGCCCGUGCACAGCACCUCGGACAACCUCUGCAUGGACUACAAUCGCACGGAGCAGACCACGGUGGCCCCCAGCCUCCCGGAACCGCCGCAGCGAUCGGCCAAGGUGCCGUCCCACCCGCACAACAAAGGCAAGCCGCGAGUCGUUGACAAGCCCCGGACGGCGGCAGGCUGCGAGUCGGGGUGCCAGUGCAGGGCCCCCAUGGUGCAGGUGUCUAACGAGAGGCACCCCCUGUACAACCGGGUGAGGACAGGGCAGAUCCCAAACUGUGCCAUGCCCUGCCACAACCCUUACUUCACCCCCGAGAAGAGGACUUUCACCACGUUCUGGAUCGGACUCUGGUCCGUCAUCUGCUUCGCUUCUACUUUCGCCACCGUGUCCACCUUCCUGAUCGACAUGGAGAGGUUCAAGUACCCCGAGCGCCCCAUCAUCUUCCUCUCCGCCUGCUACAUGCUGGUGUCAGCCGGCUACCUGGUGAGGCUGAUCGCCGGCCAUGAGAAGGUGGCAUGCAGCCGGGAGCACGACCUGGAGCAUAUUCACUAUGAGACCACGGGGCCGGCCCUAUGCACCCUGGUCUUCCUGCUCAUCUACUUCUUUGGCAUGGCCAGCUCCAUCUGGUGGGUCAUCCUGUCCCUGACCUGGUUCCUGGCUGCUGGCAUGAAGUGGGGCAAUGAAGCCAUCGCCAGUUACUCCCAGUACUUCCACCUGGCGGCCUGGCUGGUGCCUAGCAUCAAAUCCAUAGCGGUGCUGGCCCUGAGCUCAGUGGAUGGGGACCCUGUGGCUGGUAUCUGCUAUGUGGGCAACCAGAACCUGGACAACUUGCGGGGCUUUGUGUUGGCCCCUCUGGUCAUCUACCUCUUCAUAGGCAGCAUGUUCCUUCUGGCCGGAUUCGUGUCCCUCUUCAGGAUCCGCAGUGUCAUUAAACAGGGGGGCACCAAGACUGACAAGCUGGAGAAGCUGAUGAUCCGGAUUGGGAUAUUCAGUGUCCUGUACACUGUCCCUGCCACCAUUGUGGUGGCAUGCUUCUUCUAUGAGCAGCACAACCGCCAGGGGUGGGAGAUGGCACAUAACUGCAACUCAUGUCUCCCAGAGGUGGCAGAGAGCCGCAGACCAGAGUAUGCUGUCUUCAUGCUCAAGUACUUUAUGUGUCUGGUGGUUGGCAUCACUUCUGGAGUGUGGAUUUGGUCUGGGAAAACUCUAGAAUCCUGGAGAGCAUUUUGUACUCGGUGCUGUUGGGGGCGCAAAGCUAUUGGGGGGUCUAUGUACAGUGAUGUGAGUACAGGACUGACCUGGAGGUCUGGGACUGGCAGCUCAGUAUCUUACCCAAAACAAUUGCCCUUGUCUCAGGUCUAGAGACCCCCCAAAAGUAAGGUGGUGGGUGUUGAAGCCUAUUGACUGUCCUAACGUUGCCAACAUCACCAAAUUCUUCACCCUCCCCCACCUUAUUUUAUUUAGUUUCUUGCUAUUAGCAUGAUAAUGAACUCUUAAUGGUAUCCAUUAGCAGGGACUUGAAUGACCAGUCUGAACAAUGUACCUGAUAUUGAAGACUCCCUGAUUUCUCUCCCAUUUAUAUGCAAGGAGCAUUUCUUAAGACGUUAAUUUAGCUGGCCAGAGGCUUGGGAUUGCCCUCCUGGCUAGCAAGGUUAAACAAAUAAGCAAUACCAUUAUUGCUGUGCUGCUGACAUGUGGACUCAUCUGGACCUCUUAGAUUUAUACUUGUGUAGGUUUAUUUGUUAGUGUUCUCAAACAUUUCAUGGAAAAAAUAUGGCUUUGGUGACCCUAAGUGUCUGCCUGUAACACAAAGUUUAUGCCUUGUGGCACUUUGGGGGGAUCAGAGGAAGUUCUGACUAUGGAGGGAACAUCAGUAAGCCAAGGAAAUGCCUUAAAACAGGGUUGGCACAAUCUGCUGUCCUCCAGUUUUUGCUGGAUUCCAACUCUCAUCAGUUUCAGCCAGAAGGAGUUGCAGUCUAACAAUAGCUGGGGCACUGCAGGUUAAUCAACCCUGCAUUAACCCUAUGAGUAUCUGGGGGUAAGCAAAAUAAGAAAAAAAAUAACAAAAUAGAUGCUUUGCUUACUCCCUGGUACUUGAGGGGUUAAACAAUGUCUUAAAUCAAAAGUACAAAAAAAAUAUACAUCCCAAAUAAUAUACGGGUUUCUUCCUUAAGGAGGUAUUUAUAUAAAUAUUUGCUACAACUUGUAUACUGUGUAAAAUAUGUAUAUAAAAAAGUUAUAAAUUUAUGUACAUUUCUUUUUUUGUAUAAAAUUUAGAGGCUUCUCAAAAAGAGCAAAAUAUUUGAGUAUUCUAUUUUGACAAUAAAAUUACUUUUGAUAAAU